This is a messenger RNA of Vicia villosa (hairy vetch), 2473 nucleotides long. RefSeq lists its product as uncharacterized. Gene Ontology annotation, biological process: transmembrane transport. Gene Ontology annotation, cellular component: membrane. The record is from RefSeq and is a predicted model, not a curated record. Lineage: Eukaryota; Viridiplantae; Streptophyta; Magnoliopsida; Fabales; Fabaceae. Gene Ontology annotation, molecular function: transmembrane transporter activity. The coding region runs from base 242 to 1798 and encodes 518 amino acids. The transcript is spliced from 3 exons.
UGUUUAUUUUUUAUAAUUAUAGUUAUAUUAACAUAACACAGAUCAACACAAAUGCACAUGGGUUAGCAGGAUUUUUGUAUAUACAAAGGGUGUGCGCGCACAUAUUGAGGCAACAAAAACAAUUGUAGUUGACCAUCCAUGGCCAUCUGAAGUUCACUCUCCAAUAUGCAGCAGUUCCUCUUUGAUGCCUCCAUCCUUUCCACUGAACAUACACAUACAUAGUGAUAACAUCUAUAGGUAGAUGAAGAUGAAGGCAGAGACAGUAACUUUGAUGCUGGUGAAUCUGGCUGGUAUUAUGCAGAGAGCGGAUGAGUCGUUGCUGCCAGGAGUAUAUAAAGAGGUUGGUGCUGAACUCAAUGCUGACCCAACUGCGUUAGGUUCACUUACUCUUUUCCGAUCCCUUGUUCAAUCUUUGUGUUACCCUCUCGCUGCUUACCUUGCCACGCGUCACAAUCGUGCACAUGUGAUUGCUCUCGGUGCUUUUCUUUGGGCUGCUGCCACUUUCCUCGUCGCCAUUUCCUCCACCUUCUUACAGGUGGCAAUUUCAAGAGGUUUAAAUGGCAUCGGACUCGCCAUUGUAAUUCCGGCAAUUCAGUCUCUAGUUGCAGACUCCACAAUUGAUAGCAACCGUGGUGUGGCUUUUGGGUGGCUGCAACUAACAGGAAACCUCGGAAGCAUUAUCGGUGGUCUCUUCUCAGUACUACUAGCCUCAACAUCAAUCUUAGGCAUAUCUGGUUGGAGAAUAGCUUUUCAUCUGGUUGCAUUGAUUAGUGUCAUAGUUGGUGUAUUAGUACGCAUCUACGCUAAUGAUCCACACUUUCCAAACAACGUCGACAAACCUACAUCAUAUCAAACUCCAAAACAGCCCUUUUAUUCUGAAAUGAAAGAUCUAAUAAAAGAAGCCAAGUCUGUUAUUAAAAUUCCAUCAUUUCAGAUAAUUGUGGCUCAGGGAGUAUUCGGAUCAUUCCCAUGGUCAGGUUUGUCAUUCGCCACUCUUUGGUUAGAGCUAAUAGGCUUCUCACAUGGUACAACGGCAAUUCUUUGGACCUUAUUUAUAAUUUCUGCUUCAUUGGGGGCUCUGUUUGGAGGAUGGUUUGGAGAUUUUUUAUCCCUACGGUUACCAAACACCGGAAGAAUAAUGUUGUCGCAAAUAAGCGCUGGUUCAGCCGUUCCUCUAGCAGCAAUUUUGCUGUUGGCACUGCCCGAUGAUCCAUCCACGGCCUUCAUGCAUGGCCUUGUUUUAGUCAUCAUGGGAUUCGCUACGGCCUGGAAUGCUCCAGCAACUAACAAUCCAAUAUUUGCAGAAAUAGUUCCUGAGAAGUCGCGGACAGCUAUAUAUGCUUUGGAUCAAUCUUUUGAGUCUAUAUUGCAGUCAUUUGCUCCUCCUUUUGUUGGAUUAUUGGCUCAACAUGUGUUUGGUUAUAGACCAGUUCCAAAAGGAUCCUCAGAUUCCGUCGAAAUCGAAACAGACAGGAAAAAUGCAGCAUCACUCUCGAAGGCACUUUGUAUUGUUUUUGUAAUUCCUUUGACACUAUGUGUCUGCAUCUACUCAUUCCUUUACUGCUCAUAUCCGAGAGACAGAGACCGGGCAAGAAUGGUCGCAUUAGAGGAAUCAGAAAUGCAACAACUAGAGGUGGAAGAUUGCACAAGAGAAAGAGGAGACUGUUGUGAAAUCCAUGUUUUAGAAUCAAAUGAACUGAAUGGUAAAGAAAGUAGCAAGAUUGAAGAUAUAGAUUAUCCAAGGGAUGAGAACAUAGACUUAGAUGAUAAUGAUGAGAAAGUUUUGUUGUCCAGGUAGUUUACAUUUGCAAGGAAUUGUGGAGCCUUAUUAAACAAUUCAAGUCAUUUGCAAGGAAUUGUGGAGCCUUAUUAAACAAUUCAAGCCAUUUGAUCUGGUGUUGGGAUCCUCUCUAUUUCUCAAAGAAACUGAGGGUUCCAUUUAGAUAGGAAAAUAGAAAUACUUCAUGCUAUGGCUUUUCAGAUUUUUUUUUUUGUCACGAAUAAGAGGGUUGAGGGUUGAAGGAGUUUUCUGGUUUAUGCAUUUGCAUCAAAUUUUUUUAAGGGUUAAUAGUACUUUACCCCCUGUAAUAUGAGCGUGUUUCGUUUUAUCCCCCUACCGUUGUCAAAGGUAGGUUUUGGCAACGGUUUUUUUGAAAAAACCGUUGCCAAAAGGUAGGGAGGGGGGAAAAGCAAAAUUCGCUAACAUUACAGGAGGGUGAAGUACUAUUAACCCUUUUUUUAAAUUGGUGGGGUGAAUCGAACUUACCUUAAAGUUCACCACAUGCAGUGUCAUCUUUUUUUUUUUUCUCUUCAUGUUCGUGUUUUGCAAGAGAUCUCAAACACGAGAUUUAACAUAAAAUAAAACUUAUAAAACUAACAUGUGUGUUUUAUUAUUUAUAGCAUUCUCUCAAGUUGGUAAAUGAAUAUCAACCAUUUCAUAUUUGUAGAUAAUUUGGUGGAACGACUCAGUUGA